UUUCCAUUCCCUUGUUUACUCAGGCAGUAGCGGUAUCAUUCCGCGAGUGUGGGGAGAGAGCCUCCCUCGAAAACACACACACAGACGGCGUGAGUGCCAGCUUCGUGCAAUGAGCGAGCAAACAGACGGAGCGUAGUGUCCCGCUGCCGUCCGCAAAGUUGCUGCAGAUCCCCGGCCUGGCAGUGCUAACAAAGCUUCCGCAUCUGGAUGGGUAGCAGUGACCUCCCUACUCCGGUUCCGCCUGCGGUCAGGAACAACUUCCCAAGUUUCAGCGGGAUCUGCUUUUUCUGAAGACUUUUCUGUAUGUUGUCUUUUCUUUUCUUCUUCCCCCCCCUCAUUUUCCUCUCCCUCUGUUUGGUCGGGACGGGAGAAAAGGAUCGUGUGAACAGCGAACAGAUCCAAACAGAUUGUGUGUACAGAAAAAGUAUUUAUGGGAGCAUUAAAUGGGUCGGUGUCCCCAUCUUUGUUUGUCAGAAGGAAAUCACAGUAACACAAGAGAGAAGUUGGGUUCUAUCAUCGGGAUGUAAAGUGUUUGGUUAAGAUUUUGAUUUAGCUCAAACAAAAGGAACCAAGUUUUUUUCAUUGCAGUCCAUCUUGGAGAGGGUGGCGAGAGGUUAAAGAAGCGAAAUUGGCGGACGAAAGUUUGUCAAUAUUGUAUGCCGGGAGGGAAGGAUGGGGGAUUACAAUAUGCCCCCAAACCCGAAGCACAGCGCGAUCGUGGAGAGGUUGAGACAACGGAUCGAGCUAUGUUGCCAGCACCAUGCAGUCUGCCAGGUCCGCUACGAGCAGAACCAGCCGCAGCGCAUCGAGCAGGAGCGAAGGGAUAAACUCGUCCUGCACCAGAAAUACCUGGAAACACGCAGUAAGAAGACCCCGAAAGCUAAACAGCAGCAGCAGCAACAUGAAAGCAACCGGGCUCCCAAAAACUGCGACAACGAACAGCCUACAGGACCUAACGCAACCAGUGAACACGGGAAUCUCACCCUCAUUGCUGAUAUUGGAUGAAGAAUGAAUUGAGAAAAUAAAGAAGACUUGGAAGGCCCUCUCGCUCACUGGAGUCAAGCACACUGAAAGAUGUACCUAUACUGCUU
Rhincodon typus (whale shark) is the source of this 1091-nucleotide messenger RNA. Its product is annotated as mastermind-like protein 1. Gene Ontology annotation, cellular component: nuclear speck; nucleoplasm. The record is from RefSeq and is a predicted model, not a curated record. NCBI's taxonomy places the organism in Eukaryota, Metazoa, Chordata, Chondrichthyes, Orectolobiformes, Rhincodontidae. The transcript has 2 exons. The coding region runs from base 673 to 1005 and encodes 110 amino acids. Gene Ontology annotation, molecular function: transcription coactivator activity. Gene Ontology annotation, biological process: Notch signaling pathway; positive regulation of transcription of Notch receptor target.